Molecule: messenger RNA, 1161 nt
Organism: Cyclocybe aegerita
Lineage: Eukaryota; Fungi; Basidiomycota; Agaricomycetes; Agaricales; Hemipholiotaceae
Source: the annotation of a GenBank genome assembly
AUGAUGACCCCAAUGCGAUAUGUGGUACUGGUACUGGUGAUCAUAAUAAGCUUGCAUUAUAUUGUCAGUUUCUCGAACGAGAAUUACGGCCGGGCGACGUCGCUCUCGCACAUCAAGCAGUCGAUUGGGAACCAGUUGAAGGUCGGCGACACGGUGCCCCCUUAUAAGGUCCCCAUCCCUGAAGAAUACUACAACCACCCGAACACCACCUCUCAUGUAGGCCGCAGGGCGAAUGCUACUUUUGUCAUUCUAGCCCGGAACGGAGACCUUAACGGCGUGAUCAGCAGCAUGAAGCAAGUGGAAGACCGCCUUAACAAAAAGUACCACUACCCCUACGUGUUCUUGAACGAGCAGCCAUUCGAGGAGAACUUCAAGAAGCGUGUCUCUGAGCUCACUGACUCCAAAGUUGAAUUCGGGCUCAUCCCCCAUGACCAUUGGUACCAGCCAGAGUGGAUUGAUGAGGCGAGGGCGACGGAGUCGAGAGAGAAGAUGGUGAAGGACAAUGUCAUUUAUGGGGGCAGCGUUCCAUACCGGAAUAUGUGCAGGUUUAACUCUGGUUUCUUCUAUCGCCAUGAGCUCUUGAAGAAAUAUCAAUACUACUGGAGAGUCGAACCCGACGUCAAGUUUUUCUGCGACCUUGACUACGAUCCUUUCCUCAUCAUGCAAGACCAGAACAAGAUGUACGGCUUCACAAUCUCCCUGUAUGAGUAUGAGGCGACGAUCCCGACGCUUUGGAAGGCCACGAGAGAAUUCAUCAACGCUAAUCCUGGUCUCCUCGCUCCCGACAACGCGAUGGCUUUCCUCUCUGAUGACGGAGGCGAAACAUACAACCGCUGCCACUUCUGGAGUAAUUUCGAAAUCGGCAAUCUUGAUCUCUGGAGGGGUGAGGCGUACACCAAGUUCUUUGAUUUCCUCGAUGAGAAAGGCGGUUUCUACUAUGAGCGCUGGGGAGAUGCCCCAGUCCACAGUAUUGGUGCUGCCCUCUUCGCCAAGAAGGACCAGAUUCACUUCUUCAAUGAUAUCGGCUACCGCCACGAGCCAUUCCAGCACUGUCCUCAAGGUGACUCGCACAAGAAGGGCAAAUGCUGGUGCGACAGCACACAGAACUUCGAUUACGAAUGGUACUCGUGUCUGAACAGAUAUGACAAGUUGUUUGCUUGA